Arachis ipaensis is the source of this 765-nucleotide messenger RNA. RefSeq lists its product as uncharacterized. The record is from RefSeq and is a predicted model, not a curated record. Gene Ontology annotation, biological process: regulation of DNA-templated transcription. Gene Ontology annotation, molecular function: DNA-binding transcription factor activity; sequence-specific DNA binding. Gene Ontology annotation, cellular component: nucleus. Lineage: Eukaryota; Viridiplantae; Streptophyta; Magnoliopsida; Fabales; Fabaceae.
CUAGAAUAAUCAUCCGAGUACUAGCGAUAAUAAACAUCUUCCCAAAAGUUUAAACUGAUUUUGGGGUUUACCAAGGAUUGAACUCUUGACCUUUUGAAUCUAGUGCUCUAAUACCAUGUCAUGAUACCACUCAUCCCAAAAUCUUCAGCUGAUGAAAAAAAAUAACACUAAUGAUUAUAUCUCUAAUACUCCCUAAACCUUCAUUAUACACAUUGUAUAAAUAUUCCAUUAGCUUCUCAUACUUUCCCUUUCUAAUAUACUAUAUAUUAUAUUCUUUCAUGUUUGAAAUAUGGAUGAAAAGGAAAUUUACUAGCUCGGUAGAACCAAACCUCAAUAAUAAUAAUGGAUGCGGUGGAUUAUUGUAUACGACGCCGUUUAAAGCAAAAGUUGCAACAUCAACUGAACCAACUAGCAGGAGAAACAGCACAAGAAGCCAUUGACUAUGAUCCAAUAAUUCCUAUGAUGAAAGUUGAGGCACAAGAAGAGGGGUUCAUGAUAAAGGUGGUGAGUGAAAGGAAUUGCAAGGGUUUGCUUGAGUUCAUAUUGGAAGCCUUUGAAGAUCUGGGUCUUGAUGUGCUCCAUGCUAGGGUUUCUUCUGUUGACACCUUUUCUCUUGAAACAUUUGGAGUUAAAGAGAACAAUGAAGACACACGGUACAUGGAUGCACAAUCAGUGGAACAAGCAGUGUCUCAAGCUAUUCAGAAAUGGAAGAAAGUGAAUUAAAGAUUGUGUUAUUACAUUAAUUAAUUAUACUAUUUAAUUUCA